AGAUAAACAACUACCUACCUAUGUACCUACCUACCUUACGUACCUGACUCUCUCCCUCUCUCCCUCUCUUUCUCGAUGCACCUUCCAUUUGUGUCCUGUGCCAUAUUUAAAUUCGUCGAGUUAUCUGCCAUUCAACAUUGAAUUGUAUUUGCUCCUACCAGACAAACACAGCAAUGGCUACCCAAGGUGGACAAGAUAGCGUGCCUCUCCCCGCUGCGCCACCCCAACAACAUUCAACAUCUUCCAAACUUCCCUCCGAACUUCCCGCCAUCGCGUCAUUGCCUAGCCUAGACGAUGCCUCACUGAUCGGGACACUGGACCUUUUAUUCGAAGCCUCGCCCGACCUGCAUGCCCUCGCUGUCCCCGUCGCCCGGUCAAUGACAUUCGCCUCCUAUGCGGACCUCAUCGAGGCCAUUCGGGCCACUCUACUUUCUGUCCAAGCGACUGUGCACGCCGACCCCGUUGCCCGAAAGCCAUUGCUUGGCAUUCUGGCCGCCCACCCUCGCCUGGGAGAAAGGAAGCAAGCCGUUAGCGACCAGAGCAAGGCUGAGCAAGCUAGCCUUCAAGGAGAAACUGAGAAGCUGGCCGCACUGAAUGCCGAGUACGAAGCUAAAUUUCCCGGCAUGCGGUACGUUGUGUUCGUCAAUGGGCGUAGCAGGGAUGUUAUUAUGCAAAACAUGCGGGAAAGGAUUGAUAGGGGGGAUGUAAACGCCGAGGAGCAAGAUGCGAUUAACGCAAUGUGUGACAUCGCAAAAGAUAGAGCACUAAAAUUAAUUUAAGAUAUUAUAUUAUAGGUUAAACUAAAUAGGGCAAUAUAGCAGAGGGGAAAUUGAGUAUAUUAAUCCAUAAGGAAGAGGAAUUCUUUUCCUCUCAUCCUUAGCUAGGUGCCGCUUUAUAUAAGGGGAAAUGAGGCUCAGAUGGCUGCAGAGGGAGGGACAAUUGGUCUACGCACCUAGUCUCGGUGCUCAGGCUAGACCCCCCUGCGUUGCAGGGUGGACCGGGC
This is a messenger RNA of Pyricularia grisea, 1003 nucleotides long. RefSeq lists its product as uncharacterized. The coding region runs from base 174 to 779 and encodes 201 amino acids. Lineage: Eukaryota; Fungi; Ascomycota; Sordariomycetes; Magnaporthales; Pyriculariaceae. The record is from RefSeq and is a predicted model, not a curated record. The transcript has 2 exons.